This is a messenger RNA of Castor canadensis (American beaver), 2966 nucleotides long. The record is from RefSeq and is a predicted model, not a curated record. NCBI's taxonomy places the organism in Eukaryota, Metazoa, Chordata, Mammalia, Rodentia, Castoridae.
UCUAGGCCAGCCAAGCUCCAGACUGAAAACAAACAGAUAAAAAGAGCUCUGCAGAUUGGCCAUAGGACAUUGGAAAUGUACGUUAACACUACUGAGCUGCACACUUAUAAAUGAUUGAGACGGUGUUAGGUGUAUUUUAUCUACUUAGCGAUCCUGGCCCUCAUAAGUCUUAAAUUCCUGAGAAGGGGAUAGCGUUACUUAAGUCACCAAGCUGGGAAGAACUGCAUGGCCACACACACACACACCAUUCCAAGUGUGUUCUCUCCUCCCUUGUUUUCCCUGAGUGGCAGAGUCACUUCAAAGAGAAGUGGGAAGGGGAGGGAAGAUGGAGGGAGGGACUUAGAUGUCUGUAAUGUUCCCCAAGCCCUGGUGGUAAGUGUGGGUACACCUGUCCCAUCUCUUGACUGGUUCCCGCCUGUUCCCACCCCAGAUCCAGGACGGAGCUCUUGACACCAUGAACCCAGCCAUCGGCAUUGCUCUCCUGCUGGCAGUCUUGCAGGUAUCCCAGGGGCAGAAGGUGACCAGCCUGACAGCCUGCCUGGUGGACCAGAGCCUUCGUCUGGACUGCCACCAUGAUAAUACCACGAGCACACCCGUCCAGUAUGAGUUCAGCCUGACCCGUGAGAAAAAGAAGCAUGUACUUUAUGGCACUGUCGGGGUGCCCGAGCACUCCUACCGCUCCCGGACCAACUUCACCAACAAGUACAACAUCAAGGUCCUCUACUUAGCUAACUUCACCAACAAGGACGAGGGAACCUAUACCUGUGAACUCCGCCUCUCUGGCCAGCCUCCCAUGGUCUCCAAUCAGAAUGUCUCUGUGCUCAGAGACAAGCUGGUCAAGUGUGAGGGCGUAAACCUGCUGGCUCAGAAUACUUCGUGGCUGCUGCUGCUCCUGCUUUCACUCUCCCUCCUUCAAGCCACGGAUUUCAUUUCCCUGUGACUGGCUGGGCCCAUGGAGGAUACAGGAAGCCUCAAGGCCCAGUGCAGAGAUACUGCUCUGAGUCAGCUGACCCUCUCCCCCCAGUCCCUCACACACCUCGGGGGACAGACAGGGACCCCACCCCUUAUAAGGAAUCCCAGUGCUGCAUGCCUUCGUCUACCCCGCUAAACCGCCACCUCGCCUUCCCGCACACCGCUGGCUGUCUUUUUGUACUCUUUCUUCCAGAGCUGCUCUGUCUGGUUUAUUUACGGUUUACCCUUCCUUUCCUUUGGGAGUUUGUGACAAGUGAAGCCAGGGUUGGGGACCUGAUGAAGAAUGAGGAGGCAUGUGACAGGUAGAGCGAGGGAUACCAGUCCCUGAGGACGAAUCAUCCUUGCCCGCCAGACCAGAGAGAGCCCUGAAAGAGGAGGCUUGGAUGAGGAGGAUUGGGGUGUGUCUGGGCCUGGCACAGCACACUUGCUGUAACCAUGCCCCACCAAAAAAGGAAGGCACCUCAAGACCCCAGGUGUGAGGGCACUGCCAAGCAUUUGUGGCCUGUCACGUGAGGGGGAGAACUGAGUGUCCCCAAGAGAAUUCUUAGCAGAAUUCACAGCAGAAAAAAAAAAAAAAAGUCCCUUCUUGCUACUGCAGAAGUCCCCUGGGGACCUUGAGCCAGGGCACGACUCGGUGAAGAUACAGAGUGAGCCCGAGGAGAACAGUGACUGGUGGGCAGUUGGAGAAGGGAGUAGAGGUGAGAGUCCAUCAUCCCUCCCUUCCUCAGGAAGCUAAAAAUAAGAGUCUCUCUAUACUGCCACCUCCCGCAGCUAAAAAGGUGGCAGGGGAGGACAAGCCCCUUCCAGACUCUCCCAGGAGCUUCCAGAACUCUGACCACAGGCUCUACGUGGAGGGAGUCCCUGGAGCCACACGUCUGGGCCCAGGGAUCUAAGAAGACUCUUGCUUCGCUUGAUGGUCAAUGCAGGGCCUGAGCCCCAGACAGCCCCUCCCCCACAGCCUGCCUCAGGGACCUCAGGGGGCUGACAGCAGGCCAUGGAGUGAAAUCCCAGGGCCUCACAGUCCUCAGGAGAUGGCUUUUCCCAACACCCACCUCCCCACCCAGCGGCUCUGCCUGUCCUGUGACCACGUGUAUUACCGCAGCUUACAGCAUCUCAUUGAGGAAAAAGAAAACCUCACAAUAAAACCACACCUCUCGAGUCUGUCCGUGUGUCCAUCUCUGCUUCACUCCUCCGCAGUUCCCAGGCUGCCUCCUAGGCUGGCUGGACAUCUCUAAAGAGACCCUUGGGACACCAACCCUUUGUCUCCCCUUGCCUUCUCCUCUCCCACCAUCUGCCACCCCUCCUCCCAGGGACAGACCGCUGCAUGCCCGGCUUUGGUACAUUUGUCUAAAUAAAUGUCACCUCUUUGCUGACUCACCUGGCUGCUGUAACCGGCUCACCUGCCAACCUGUGAGCCGAGCCACAUCGCCCUGGCUCUGGAACACUGAGCAGCUCAGGGAGCAAGCGCUGAGGUGUGUGGCUGCCUUUGUUUCUCAGCCCCGGUUGUUCUCCCAAAAUCCCCAUCUGCAAUUGAGAGGGCAAGCCCUGGAGCACUGGCGGGGGAAUCUGUGGUCACUGUCCAUGUCAUCAAGGUGAGAGGGCAGCCGUCCAUCCUUCAACCCAGAAAGGACUGGGGACGAAGACUGUCCCACAUGGGCGCCCAUCCCUGCCUCCCUUCCCUGGAAGUAAUGAAUAAAAUUAAACAAGCAGCAAGGGCCGCCCUGGGUUUGGGGCUAGAUGGAGACCACAAGGUAUAAUGGGUUCCAACUGCUGAGAGCUGGUAAGCAGCCCCAGCCAGCCCGCCCUGCUUUGCCAAGGAUGACGGGGAGGCGGCUGACUCAUUUGCUAUUUAGUACUGGGUAGAAUGGUUUUCUCCGAGCAUUUUUCUUAAAAGCUCAGAUCUAAAUUAAUGCCACUUGCUCCCACUCUUCCUGUCACCUCUUGCCGACAUCUUUGCCUUGUGUUGGCCUCUCUAGUGACCAAGCCCAAAGAAG